ACCCCAAGGUCUGAGGCCAGAGGGAGCCUGCAGCAGGGGUCGGGGGCUGCAGGAAGCCACGCCCCAGGUAGGCAGAGGAGCAGGUGCUGGGUCACGGAGCGGAGUGGGGGUCGAUCUCGGCACGGUGCAGCUCCCGGCUUGGCGUGCGGCGUGGGCCCCCUCUGCACGUCUGGCUCCACUGUGCAGGCAGCAACCUGAGACCCAGCCUAAAAAUAACCCUGCAUUCACCCCCGGAGCUGCGACCUUCGGGGCUUCGUCUGGCUGGGCAGGCACCGAACCGAACGCCACCUGCACCGGGCAGCGGCCUUUCCUCCUCUCGCCCCCCGGCAUGUGCCCAGCGGCCAGGGGCAGCUCCAAGCACUAGGCUGUGCGGCAAGAGGGAGAAACGGAUCGUGGGGGCUGCCCGGGGGUCCAGCUGCAGCUGCCUUGAGUCCAGGGCCCUGGGGACAGGCUCGGCAGGGUGCAGGGCUGCAACGGGAACCCCAGUGAGGGUUGAAUUCAGCGGCCACGAGCCAUGCACCAAGCCCAGGCGCAGAGCAAGAAAAGCACAUCUGGGGAGGAGGCCGGGGGGCUGGCACGCACACUGGAGAGGCCUGGAGUGGCCCCUCCAAGUCCCGGCAUCCCCCUGAAGCGCGCCAAGGUCACGACGGUGCCCGAAGCGGGGGCGGCUCGCCCAGCAGCCCCGGUGUUUGUGCGGAAGCUGAAGAACGCAGCCAUUGGCACCGGCUGCGACAUUCGGCUGCGAGUGGCUGUGGUUGGGAGCCCCCUGCCCCGCCUGCGCUGGUACAAAAACAAGGCACAAAUCCCCCCACGGGGAGAGGAGUACGGCACCCUGUGGAUCCGCGACAGCAAGCUGGAGGACGCCGGCGUCUACACCUGCGUGGCCCAGAAUGAGCAGGGUGAGGCCAUGACGAGCGCUGUGCUGGCCAUCAUCGAUAUGGAAGGCAAAGAGUCACCUGGUCCUCACCUGGCCGCAUCCCUCUCCUGGGUCUCAGGUUACGAAGGGUCAUAGGUUACGUGCAGGCAGCUGGAGCAGCUUCCCCUGCCCCAGAGGUCUCAGCCAAAGUCACACACCCCUAUUCCCACCACCAAGAUAUUGGUGCAGCAUACAGGGAAAC
Molecule: messenger RNA, 1118 nt
Organism: Chelonoidis abingdonii (Abingdon island giant tortoise)
Lineage: Eukaryota; Metazoa; Chordata; Testudines; Testudinidae
Source: RefSeq, a predicted model, not a curated record